Molecule: messenger RNA, 243 nt
Organism: Pseudovirgaria hyperparasitica
Lineage: Eukaryota; Fungi; Ascomycota; Dothideomycetes; Acrospermales; Acrospermaceae
Exons: 2
Coding region: 1-243 (80 amino acids)
Source: RefSeq, a predicted model, not a curated record
AUGUCUCUCUCCGCAAAUACCCAAGCUCGCUUCUACUUUGCGCUUCUCCUCGUCCUACAAGUACUCGCCCCGCUCGUCGAGGCCAAGAAGGGCAAGGGUGGCUCUGGAGGCGGUGGUGGUGGUGACGAGGAGGGUGCUGGCGCGAUGACGAGCCCGAACGCGCUGUUGGCUGUUGCGCCGGUCGCAGUCAUGGUGGCCUGGGAAAUACAUGCUAUCCUAUUGCGGCAUGCUGCUGGGACCUAA